AUGGAAUCCCUGGUUGCAGCAAACACCAAAUUUUGCUUUGACUUUUUUCAAGAGAUAAGCAAACAAAAUUCUCAUAGAAACAUCUUUUUCUGUCCUCUGAGCCUCUCGGCUGCCCUUGGCAUGGUCCGCCUGGGAGCUCGACAUGACAGUGCUCAUCAGAUCGAUAAGGUACUGCACUUCAGUGAGUUUUGUCAGAAUGAAAGCAAAGAACCAGACCCCUGUCUGAAAAGCAACAAACCAGAAAUGGUGGCUGACAGCGGAGUAGAAGGGCAGAAAAAGGCGGCACAGUCUCUGACUCCGCAGGCCGAGGCUUCAAACCAUGAGAGAGGAGAACUCAGCUGCUACUUCGGGAAGCUCCUGUCCAAGGUGGACCGAAUUCCAGCUGAUUACACCCUCAGUAUCGCCAACAGACUCUACGGAGAGCAGGAAUUUCCCAUCUGCCCAGAAUACUUGGAUGGUGUUAUUCAAUUUUACCACACAACAAUGGAAAGUGUUGAUUUCCGGAAGGACACUGAAAAGUCCAGACAAGAGAUUAACUUCUGGGUUGAAUGUCAAUGUCAAGGUAAAAUCAGGGAGCUGUUCAGCAAGGACACUAUCGACAACACAACUGUGCUGGUGCUGGUGAAUGCUGUGUACUUCAAGGCCAAGUGGGAGAACUAUUUCGACUUUGAAAACACAGUGGAUGCACCUUUCUUUCUAAAUGAGAAUGAAAAGAAGAGUGUCAAGAUGAUGAACCAAAAGGGUCUAUUUAGAAUUGGCUUCAUUGAGGACCUCCAAGCCCAGAUCCUUGAAAUGAGAUACACUAAGGGGAAACUCAGCAUGUUCGUCCUACUGCCAUCUUCCUCAUCAGACAACGUGAAGGGUCUGGAAGAGCUUGAAAGGAAAAUGACCUAUGAAAAAAUAAUGUCCUGGACUACCUCUGAAAAUAUGUCAGAAGAAGCAGUAGCUCUCUCCUUCCCCCAGUUCACACUGGAAGACAGCUAUGAUCUCAAUUCUAUUCUACAAGACAUGGGCAUUGUGGAUAUCUUUGAUGAAACCAAGGCUGAUCUUACAGGAAUCUCUCCCAGCCCUAAUUUAUACCUGUCAAAGAUUGUCCACAAGACAGUUUUGGAGGUCAAUGAAGAUGGCACCCAGGCAUAUGCAGCCAGUGGCGCUGUUAGCAUGGCAAGAUCAAGGCCAUCCUAUGUGACAUUUAAUGCCAACCACCCUUUUCUCUUUUUCAUCAGGCACAAAAAAACCCAAACCCUUCUCUUUUAUGGCAAGGUCUACUGUCCUUGA
Orycteropus afer afer is the source of this 1278-nucleotide messenger RNA. It is a transcript of the gene SERPINB12, whose product is annotated as serpin family B member 12. The transcript has 7 exons. The coding region runs from base 1 to 1278 and encodes 425 amino acids. Gene Ontology annotation, molecular function: serine-type endopeptidase inhibitor activity. NCBI's taxonomy places the organism in Eukaryota, Metazoa, Chordata, Mammalia, Tubulidentata, Orycteropodidae. Gene Ontology annotation, biological process: negative regulation of endopeptidase activity. The record is from RefSeq and is a predicted model, not a curated record.